AUCCAUCAGUCUGUGUUUUCCUGGCAGUUGAUCAUGCGCGCCGGUGUUUGUUGUGUGACGGGGGGGUGUGGCUCCACGCACACGCGCAGCCUGACAGCGUGCAGCCUCGGAGGGGCUCCUCAGGGAGGGCUGCUUGGCCCCGCCCACUGUGUGAAGUAUAAAACUUUUGGGUGCGCAACGCCUCGAGUCUUACAAACGCCAGGAUGGAAAGGCUCCUGCGCGCGCUCUCUGGCACAGCUCCCUCUUCUUCUUCUCCUCCUCCUUCUCUUCUUCAUCAGACCGGGAUUUCCCACUCGGGACGCUCGAGCUUGUAGAGACAGAAAAAAAAGAAAGAAAGACAGAAGUGAGGAAGAGGAUGGUGCGUGCGCUCACAGGAUGCUGGUGCGGAAUUUGGAUCCGGUUCUGUGGAAUAUGCUGACAGACCCGGACGACUGAUGGUUUUUGCUGAGGAUGCGCAUCCAUAUAACGAUGUAAUUUCCCAGUUCUCAGCGCGCACAGAUCUUUGAGUGAAGCUGCAUCCGAGUGCGUGAGAGCCGAGCGGCGCGCGCUCCGCAUGGAGACGGCGCGGCUCUGAAGGAUCCCUCCUCUCUGUCCGUGCAUGACUUUGACUCUGGGAGCAGAAAGAAAAGCUGCCUCCUCUCUUCCUCACACAGAAAAUGAGUAGCUGUCCCCUCCGGCUGGCUCUCCUCGUGGCUUGCGUCCUCUACAUCCGCUGCAGCACUGCGCCCGGCACCGAGGCUCCCCGGGGCGCGUGUGCGUCCUGCGCCGCCGCCGCCCGGCCCGAGGACGCCGAGUCGGGGCGCGUGGACGGGGACUUGCUAGAGGCGGUGAAGAGGCACAUCCUGACCCGGCUGCAGCUGCGGGACAGACCCAACAUCACGCACCCCGUGCCGAAAGCCGCCAUGGUGACUGCGCUGCGGAAGCUCCACGCGGGGAAGCUGCGCGAGGACGGCAGGGUGGAGAUCCCGGACCUGGACGGGCAUCCGAUGAGCAACGAGGUUCUGGAGGAGAGCUCGGAGAUCAUCAGCUUUGCGGAGAAAGAUGACCUGGUCACAUCCAAGUCCAGCCUGUUCUUCCUGAUCUCUAGUGAGGGAAACCAGAACCUGCGGGUAAUCCAAGCCACCCUGUGGCUCUACUUUAAGCUGCUGCCGUCGCCCACCGAGGAGCGCGGCAAGCGGAAGGUGACGACAAAGGUCUACUACCAGGAGCCCGGCCUCGGCAGCAAGUGGAACCUGGUGGAGAAGCGGGUGGAGCUGAGGCGCAGCGGCUGGCACACCUUCGCCCUGACGGACGCCGUCCGGUUGGUGUUUGAGAAAGGUGGCGACAGGCGGCAAAACCUGGACGUGCGCUGUGACGGCUGCGAGGCGCAGGGGGUCGUGCCCGUCUUGCUCAAUCUGAACGACGACUCGCACCGGCCGUUCCUGGUGGUGCGGGCGAGGCAAGCAGACGCGAAGCACCGCAUCCGGAAGCGGGGGCUGGAGUGCGACGGCAGCAGCGACCUGUGCUGCCGCCAGCAGUUCUACAUAGACUUCCGGCUAAUCGGCUGGAACGACUGGAUCAUCGCGCCGUCGGGAUACUUUGGGAACUACUGUGAGGGGAACUGCCCCCCCUACAUGGCGGGGGUCCCCGGAUCGGCCUCUUCCUUUCACACGGCCGUGGUGAACCAGUACCGCAUGCGGGGCAUGAGCCCCGGCUCCAUGAACUCCUGCUGCAUCCCCACCAAACUCAGCACCAUGUCCAUGCUCUACUUCGACGACGAGUACAACAUCGUGAAGCGGGACGUACCCAACAUGAUUGUGGACGAAUGCGGUUGUGCGUGAGGGCCCAGUUUAACUGAGAACCGCACGCCAUAUUACAGCAGCAAAUGCAUAUAGAAUAUUUAUGGACAAUGAAGAAGACGUGCACACACCCACUUCCACACGUAUCUACACAUCCCCAUGUAUGCCUGCACAGAAACUUGUACAUAUAUUUAUGUUUGUUGACUUUCUUGGUCAUAUCAGUUCAAUCCCACUCUCUUCUUAAUCACUUUGAAAACAAUCAGCUUCUCAUUAGAUAUCUCCAAGAUGGUGAGGAAGACUUUGGUCCAGCCUUUACAAAGCUGCAUAAUCAGAUAAAAUACUGCUGCGGUCGGUUGAGUUGUUUAGUACGUGUAAAGCUACGUUCACACCGCCCUCGGAAACGUGAGUUCAAGCAACCACUUUGUAUGAAAGGUCCACGAUUUCAGAUAUUAAAACUAUUGCGUUCAAGUUUCUAAGACCAUUUUCAGGCUCUAUAUUCCAGACCCUUCAACACACGACUGGACUCUGAUUUGGUAGUGACAUACAGAUGGUGUUCCUUUUAAUUCAAGGACCAACCAGCUGAAAAUUUAUCAUGAAAUUGAUAAUAACGGUUUGCCAGAAAUCUAUGACACGAGCUUUGAAAGACAUUUCACUCUAACUCUAGGUGGUAGACGUGCGCUGGUAUCAGGUAGCGUUCUUGAACAUGCUCGGUGUGAACGUAGCUUUAGGCCAAAAAGACCGGAUCGUCUCUCUCAAGGUGCAGGGAGCCUUACCUAACAGAUCAACUGUGCAGCCACCUUUAACAAACAGCACUUCAGGCCUGCAGUCACAAUCGUUCUUACCUUUCCGGCAACAAAACAGAACAUUUUUGCUCCAAUGGAAGGCAAAAAACGGAGAUGUUAUCCCUAAUGUCCAAGAAAACAACCAUGACUGGGAUUACUGGGAUUAGAGUUCUUGUAGAAACUUAAGCAAAAGGAAGUGAAACAAGAAAAAAACAUAAAAAUACUUGACUAAAUUUCAAAUUUUUUCAAUCUAAUUUAUUUUAUAUGUAUCUCAACAACAAACCAUAGGACACCAAGACAAACAUCUCCCUUAUCUGCCUGUCUUUUUUGGAUCCGAAACGUCUGGUUGGCGGAGGUCCUUAACUCUUGUUUCAUUCAGCGAAAGCGAGGCAUUGCCAUAUCGGUGCAGCUUUGCACUCCCGGAACGCACACUUUGAAAGCACUUGCAGAUUGAAAAUGCCUUUGAGAAGCCCUCGGCGAUGCGCCAUUAGAAUCUCUCUAAAGUAAACGAAUGCCGCGUGAGCUAUGCAAUGUAUAGUCUAUACCCACAAAUCCGACAACUAAAGCCCUUAUGGGACAAACUAUCAUUAAUACUUGAAAUGUGAGAGUGGCAGGCUGAGAUGGGCGGGGCUUCAGGAGGGAGGAGCAAUCAGAAGGCUUUUUUGAAAAAUAUAACGUCCUGAACUUCCUGUAUGGAAGCCUUUUAGUCCAAAAUAGGAGGUUGGAGGAGCAGAGAUGAACUCAAACUACAUCGUUUAAAAAACUGCAAAUCAUUGACAAUCAUUGAGGUAUAUUUUUAUUUACACAACAAUUAAUAAUAAAUGACGGAAUUUUGAAUAUAAAAAUGUUUAAAUGAGUGUUUCUACAUGCUAAAAGCACAACAGAUCAUUAUAAGUUUUCACAUUAUUUUGGGACAAAUAUUUAUCUAUGGCACAUCUUUUUUUUUUUUUUAAUAAAAGCAUAUUUUACUGAAAGUAAAAAAAGAAAAAUCAACCCAACUGGUGAAAUGAGUUGAAACUUUUGACUUACUGUAUAACCAUAUUUAUAAUUAGUUUCCCAGCCUAACACAGAAGUUUGACCAUCUCAAAGCACCAAGUGCUCUGGGUCACUGGGAGACAAACAGAAGCCACUUUAUCUGGAUUAUUUUAGGUUCUUCAAAAGGCACUUAUUGGAUGUCGCUAAAUAUUUGUUCACAAAUAAAAUAAAUCAAUUAAAAAAAGCCAAAGUUAUUAAGGCUCUCAGCCAAAAACCAUUAUUUGACAUCUAAAGGCCUCUAAGUCAGCCAUAAGGAAAAAUAAAAUGUUUAAUGCACACAAAGUAAUAUUUAUUCAAAAAAUAUAUGUAUUUUUUAAAAUCUAGAAAAAACAUUUUUGAAAUGAAUAAAAAAAAAUAAUUUACAGACAGUACUAACAAUGUGUAUGGAUGGACCUCGGUUUAUUCAAAAAAUAUGUUUAAAUACAAUAAACCCUUUGUUGAUGCCAUGACACAGAUUUUAUUACAAAGUUUUGUCUCUAUACCUUUAUUUGAAGUUUAUAAAAUGUGUGAAGUAACUUUUCGGGAAUGGUAAACUGAAAUCAAAUUAGGCUAAUUUUGUUACAGUGACCAAGUCCUAAAGUAUAUCCCUGAGGUACACCACAACAUAUUUUGUGAUUACAAAAAUGUAACUAAUUUUCUUUGAAGUUUAUAAAAUGUGUCUUAACUUUCAGGUUGCCAAAAUUUGUGGUAAUAUGAAAUUAAACUAGGCAAAUUUUGUUUAAGUAACCAAGUCCUAAAGUACAUCCCUGAGGUACUCCAUAACACAUUUUAUUACAAAGAUUUGUCUUUAUUUAUUUGAAAUUAAUGAAAGUUGUAAAUUCACUUUCAGGAUAUGGUAAGUUAGAAUCAAAUUAGGCCAAUUUUAUUGAAGUAACCAAGUCCUAAAUCAUGUUCCUGAGGUACUUCAUAACAGAUUUUAUUACAAAGGUUUAACUUCUUUAAUGUUUAUUAAAGUUGUAUCAACUUUGAGAUUGUUAAAACAUGUGGUUAUUUAAAAUCAAAGUCCUAAAGUACAUCCCUAAAGUACUCUAUGAAAGACUUGAAUACAAAGAUGUGUCUUUAUUUAUUAUAGGGUUAUUAAAGUUGUAACUUAACUUUCAGUAUGUGGUGAGUUGUAAUCAAAUUAGGCAAAUUUUGUUAAAGUGACCAGGUCCUAAAGUACAUCCCUGAAGUACUCCAUAACAUAUGUUAUUAAGAAGAUUUAACUCCACUUCUUUGAAGUUUAUAAAAGUAAUGUCUUACCUUUUAGGAAGCAAGAAUAUGUGGCAAUUUGAAAUCAAACUAGGCAAAAUUUGUUAAAAUGAUCAAGUCCUAAAGUAUAUCCUUGAGGUACUCCAUACCAGAUUUUUUUACAAAUAUUUGUCUCCAUCUCUUUGAAGUUUAUGAACGUUGUGUCUUACCUUUAAGUAUGUUAAAAUAUGUGGUAAGUGGAAAUCUAAUCAAGCAAAUUUUGUUAAAUUAACCAAGCCCUAAAGUACAUCCCUGAGGGACUCCAUAUCAAAAUGUGUUACUGAUUUUUGACUUUUGCGCCUUUAAAUAUUACUUUUUGGUUGGGAAAUGUCAUUUGAGACGUUGGAAAUUUGAGAUUUUGUAAGGAUACAGGCCGCCGUCAAGACUCACAGAGAUGACCAAACCUGUUUUCAUUGUCAGACAUGACGUGCCGGCCUUUGUGCAAAGAACACUGAAUGACCUGUUGUGCUUUUCGACGAUACAAACAUCAUAAAAGUUUAUCUCGCAACAUAAAACCGGGUGCUGGUAUGCAGCGAGGCAACCGGCGGCGAUGCGCAUUAAAAGCCCUGAUUUCAGACGAGUGUGCACACACCAGCACACGUUUACAGGCCUGUUAUUUUGCACGUCUGUAGCGCUUAUUCACAAAUACCUGAGCCCCACAUCCUGCUUAUUAUCUCCUCCCGUCCGACGCCCGCCCCCCUCCCUCGCCUGCUGCUGGGAUCUCUUAUUCUUCAAAGGUUGUUAGAGUAUUUGCACUGAGGAGUUGCGUGACUCGAGUCAGAAAAAGGAAAUAAAUAGAACUGCCAUUGAAAGAAAAGAAGCUAUUUUUGUAGAACCUGAGCUCUGUUCUGAUGAACCGCAUUGUGGAACCAAAGAGGCCGCCAUGUUUUCUUCGUGUUGUGACUUUGUGACAGAUAAAGAGGCCUAAACACUGUAUCAGGGUAUGAUAUCAGUCAAUAUUCAGCUCAAGCUCUUUUCUAUUUUGUACCAAGACAUGGAAAAUAUCAUAUUUUUUCAUCAAAGUACUUAAAUAUUCCUAGUUUUCUUUUCUUGUUUUCAUUAGCUCUUGAAUCAUUUAGAGAGAAGCACAUGCCAUCCUUGUACAGACCAUGUAACAUAUAAAUAUGCUUUUAAAAUAUUUCAGUCUUUGUAAUUGUCGAAAAUAAAUUUCUUAUUACCAGUUGUA
Molecule: messenger RNA, 6011 nt
Organism: Oryzias melastigma (Indian medaka)
Lineage: Eukaryota; Metazoa; Chordata; Actinopteri; Beloniformes; Adrianichthyidae
Product: inhibin beta B chain
Exons: 2
Coding region: 657-1820 (387 amino acids)
Biological process (GO): SMAD protein signal transduction; BMP signaling pathway
Cellular component (GO): extracellular region
Molecular function (GO): growth factor activity; cytokine activity
Source: RefSeq, a predicted model, not a curated record